UUUGUUCUCUUGUUGUACGAUUUGGAGUAAAAAUAAACGCGAAAAUUCGUGAGUAAAUUACCUAAAUUAAAAACGGAAUUAAGGUUAUGUGUAACUAUAUGUUUAAACUCUGAUUUCCUGAUCAUAACCAAAAUAAAAUUAAUCUCUAAAUUCAUCACUUGCAAGCUUCUGUGUCCGACAUUAUAAAGGACUUCAACUACAUAACCAUAAGCACACAAUACAUCUCUUUGCGUGUCAGUUGUAAUGAAAAAUGGAUCUUAAAGGUUGCAACGAAUAUGUUUUUGUUGAAAAAAUCGGCGCUGGGUCUUUUGGAGAUGUGUACAUUGGAGUCUCAGAUACCGGUGAAGAAGUAGCAGUAAAGGUGGAAAAGCGAAAUAAGUAUCCACCUUCAUUGCGUAUUGAGUCUAAUCUAUAUAAGAGUGUACAAGGCGGUCUCGGUAUACCUCGUUUUAUUUGGAGCGGCAUAGAAGGAGAGUACAAUUUCUUAGUAAUGGAAUUACUUGGUCCAUCACUAGAAGAUCUAUUUAAUUAUUGCAACCGUCGUUUCAGCUUGAAAACUGUACUUCAGUUAGCCGAUCAAAUGUUAGAACGUGUUAAUUAUAUACACUCGCACAACUACAUACAUCGUGAUAUAAAACCUGAUAACUUCGUAAUGGGCUUAGAAAAAAGGGGAAAUAUUGUACAUAUGAUUGAUUUCGGUGUUUCAAAAAAUUAUCUUGAUUCGGACACAUUGGAACACAUACCGUACAGAGAAAAUAAGCGUUUAACCGGUACAGCACGCUAUGCGUCAAUGAAUACUCAUAUGGGCAUAGAACAAUCACGGCGGGAUGAUCUGGAGUCGUUAGGUUAUGUGCUAUUAUACUUCGGUUUGGGGUCGUUACCAUGGCAAGGUCAGUUAGCUAUGAACAAACGUCAACUUAAAGAACAAAUUGCUGAAAAAAAGCAAUCAAUUUCGAUUGCAAACUUGUGCAGUGGCUGCCCUGAUGAAUUUGCCAUCUAUAUGGACUAUUGUCGUACAUUGAAAUUUGAGCAGAGACCCGACUAUUAUUUUUUACGUACACUUUUUCGCAACUUGUAUCACCGCUUCGGUUAUAUUUAUGACUAUCUAUUUGAUUGGAAUAUAAUAAGGUUUAACGAAGUCACUCUCUUUAGCGCAAUGGAAGAAAAUAAUUGUGAAGAUAGUGAAAUCAACGGCGAACAAGAAUUGCGAUUACCUGCUCCUAAGCAACACACUGCUGCUGCUUCUUUGGUUGAUUCUCCUUUAAUUAAUAAUGCAAUUCUUGACAGUUCCAUAGUUGCUAUUCCUGCCGCUUCUCCUACUGUCAGUACUGCUUAUCCAACUGUGCCUGUUGUUCCUGUUGCUGCGGCUUAUGCCACAUAUGCUAAUGCUGAUGCUAAUGAAGUUCCGCCUAAGUUAUCGGUUGAUAACGCUGUUCCAAUAGUUCCUGAUUGUGUUGCUUUUCCUACUGAUGCUGCAGUUGUUUCCACUACUCUAUUUACCGAGUGCGUAAAUCGUGCUCCGAGUGAUGUACCAGCAGUUUUUCCUCAUUAAUUUCAUUAUAGCGAUUAAUCCUAAAAAAAUGAAGCUGAUCUCAAAGCAAAGCGUGCACUAUUUUACCUAAUAAUCUGUUACAGUUGCUUAAGUGUCGUGACGAGAACGGUAGCGACGUUUUCAAAGGACAAAUCAAUAAUAUAUAAU
Teleopsis dalmanni is the source of this 1699-nucleotide messenger RNA. Its product is annotated as casein kinase I-like. The transcript has a single exon. Gene Ontology annotation, biological process: signal transduction; endocytosis; peptidyl-serine phosphorylation. Gene Ontology annotation, cellular component: cytoplasm; nucleus. Lineage: Eukaryota; Metazoa; Arthropoda; Insecta; Diptera; Diopsidae. Gene Ontology annotation, molecular function: protein serine/threonine kinase activity; ATP binding. The record is from RefSeq and is a predicted model, not a curated record. The coding region runs from base 251 to 1552 and encodes 433 amino acids.